CGACGGUUUCACUUCCGGGCGGCAGCCGGUGCGCGGAUGGCGGCGGCGGGUGGCUCGGGCCCAGCUGGCCCCGGGGGAUUGGGGGCGGCCGGCCCCGGCGGGGGCUGGGACGGGGACUUCCUGGCGCGGUACCGGCUGGUGUCGGCCAAGCUGCGGAAGAGGUUCCUGCGGAAGCCGAACGUGUCGGAGGCGGCGGAGCAGUUCGGGGUGCUGGCCCGGGAGCUGCGGGCCCAGGAGAGCCUGCCCUACGCCGCCUGGUGCCAGCUGGCCGUGGCCCGCUGCGCCCAGAGCCUCUUCCACGGGCCCGGCGAGGCGCAGGCCCUGACCGAGGCCGCUCGCCUCUUCCUGCGCCAGGAGCGGGACCUGCAGCAGCGGCUGAGCCUGAGCGGCGGCUUCGCCGAGCAUCUGCAGGCCUCGCACAGCUGCUUCGCCUUCGCCGCCCGCCUGCACCUGGAACUGGGGCAGCCGGCGCUGGCGGCAGGCCUUUGCCUGGAGCUGGGCUCGGCGCUACGGGACAUGGAGCAACCUGGCCAGGCCGCCCCGCACUUCCAGCGCGCUGCCGAGCUGCUGGCAGCCGCCGAGCUGCCCCUGGAGGCGCUGCGCUGCCUGGGCGAGCUGGCCUCCUGCCUGCUGCUCACCCGCGACUACGACGGGGCCCUAGCAGCGCUCACCCAGGCGCAGCUGCUGGCCCAGGCCGGGCCCAGCCCGCCCAGUGGUGCCUUCCUGGAGGUGUUGGUGCGCUGCGAGGUGUCCCGGGUGCUGCUCCUCCUGCUGCUCCAGCCGCCACCGCCCAAGCUGCUGCCCGAGCAUGCCCAGACCCUGGAGAAAUACUGCUGGGAGGCCUUCGAGAGUGGGGCGGGGGCUGGGCAGCUCCCCCAGGCAGGGUACCUGCCCCCUGGCCUCUUCCUCCUGCUGCAGUCCACUGUCAUGGCCUGUCAGGAGAAGGACCUGGAGGCGCUCAAGGUGCUGCAGGCAGAGCUCUGGCCGCUGCUCAGCCCUGAACAGAACCACCUGCUCCACCUGGUGCUUCAAGAGAUGAUCAGCCCCUCUGGGCAGGGGGCCUGAGUCCCCCCAGGCAGACUGGCUUCAGUUGCCUGCUGCCACUUCCAUAGGGGAGUCAGUCUCCCACCAGAAAGAGAGGCCUGCCCCACCCACCUGCUGCUGCCUUAGUGGGACUAGAGAGAUAGGCCUUGUCCAUCUUCAGCUGCCAUCUCUAUGGCACUAUCUGCCAUCUCCACAGAGACUAACUGCAUCUUCACUGAUCUGUUGCUAUCUCCCUCAUAUAGCCUGAAACCCUCACCAAGCAUCACCAGAGAAAUUAACCUUGUACACCUACUCCAACCAUCCACAGGAGAGAUGAGACCCAUCUGCUACGCUGAGGAAUGGCCUUUCCCCUGUGCUGCCAGCCACAGGAGUCUAAUCCCAAUAGGAUCACCACCAACAUGACUUGUUUCACCCACCAUGGGAUUCUGUUUCCCACAGUAGCCACAUGGAGGGUUGUUCCAUUUUGGCUCAUCACCACUACAAAGCCUUGGUUCAUCUCCCUGCUACUAUCCGCAUGUAGGAAAGGACUAUGUGAGCUAAAGACUAUUUUCCUAUUGGGGACCAGGAACUUGGACAUGCCAACACUUCCUAUUAACUACUUCUCGUUAUAGAGACCUUUCCUUUCUCAGCCCCAGUGCAGCCUCUUUGCCAUUCUCCUCUCAUUCACAGAUUUGAGACACCUGCUACUGCAGGAGAUGACCUGAUCCAUUAGAAACUGUGUAUGUAAACUACUACAGUUUAAGGUAGUAAGAGGCUGGAUUCUUGCCAUUUUUUAUGAAGAUACUACAAAUGGCACUCAUUUUCCAAACAGUCCACAAACGCCAGGAUUCAGUCUUUCAGAUUAAAAUUCUCGCAUUUGGAGAUGUAAUGACUAGUGCAUUUUUUCUGUAUCUGUUUCAAAAUGAGACUGGUUUUGUAUCAGUGUAAUUCACAUGUGAGCAAGCUGGUAAAAAUACCAGUUUCUCUUUAAGAUGCUAAUUCAAAAAAAGUAACUAAACAACUCUUUCCAUUUAAAAACUAAAUUGGAAGCUAAAAUUUUAUUCUGUACCUUCUGCUCCUGGUUCUGUUUCAAUGUUGGCAGCUGUUGCCUAAGAGUUGUACUUUCUAACUACCUGGCUCUCGGUCCUAGCUCUUCCUCUGUUAAUAUUAUGCUGUAGCUAGAACUCUGGAGACACCAAUGUAUCCUGAAGCCUUCUAGUUCUUUAAGAUGUAAUUCAGUAAAUAUUGUAGACUUUUAAAAUUGUUUACUGCUCAAAGCAAAUAUCACUAGCUACAACCUAGGCAAUGUGGGGAGUCAUUGCUGCUGGCUCUUUAGCUUCACUACCUUGUUGGUUUCAUUCAACAAGUAGGUAAAGAUGGAUGUAAUAUGUUUAAUUUUAGCAUUUGCUACGGAUACUGUAUUACUUUACAUAUCAGGCCUGUUACAGCAGUUUAAAAGGAUUGUAUUGGUGUAGGGGGAACAUUUACCUAUAACUUUGGCCCUCAGAUAUGUUUUUGCAACUCCUUCUAAGGUGUAUAGGAGUUGUGCAAAAUUGAGCCUUGAUGUAUAUCUGAAAAGCACGUGAACUUUGAUUAGUUUAAUACUUUUAACAUUAAUUUUUCCAUUUUAAUGAUAAAGAGAAUUGAUAAGACCCUUUCUGUGGUCUAAUGAACUAAACCGGGCCUAGAAGCCAUAGAGUUCUGCACUGUGACACUCUAGUCUGACAAAUCAUUUAAUCUUUGUGGGCCAGCUUUCCUACUUGAAUUUCUAUUUCCAUUUUACAAAUUGCUGGUGUAAAUUUAAUGUUUGUAUGGCACUUCUUAUGUGCUGAAAAAUGAUGAUGCCCUGAGAAGAGCAUGUUGCUGGCCAUCUUCUGGAAAGAAUGUUUUCCUGCUGAGGAUGAACUUUAGUUGCCCCUUUCUGGGGUGGGUUCCCUUUAAUUGUUUCUUUAGGAUCCAUAAAUACGAUGUUUUUUUCUUUUUGCGAGUGGGAUUACCUUUUACACAAAUAGAACCUUGUGGACCUUAAGCUAAGUAGUGUUCCUACUUAACAUGGUCUUCUGGGUGAAUAAAAGUGAGGCUGUUUUGGAAGUGGCAUAAAAAUACUUCAAGCCUAUACUGUAGUAAGUGGAGACAAAACAUCCCUGUAAAACACUGGAAAUUGAUGGGUAUUUUGUCUUUAUUUUGCUUUAUGUGCAACUGCAAACUGAUUUAUACAUAUAAAAGUGAACUUUACAUUAUUUCUUAAAUGUUUUGAAACGUAAUUUUUACUGGCAAGUUUUGAAAUCAUCAGUUCAUUCACUGAUGUAUGACUCUAAUGAAGCAUCUAUGUACUGGAACUCAGAA
Messenger RNA from Caretta caretta (loggerhead turtle), 3369 nucleotides. Its product is annotated as 40-kDa huntingtin-associated protein. Gene Ontology annotation, molecular function: protein binding. NCBI's taxonomy places the organism in Eukaryota, Metazoa, Chordata, Testudines, Cheloniidae. Gene Ontology annotation, biological process: vesicle cytoskeletal trafficking. Gene Ontology annotation, cellular component: early endosome. The record is from RefSeq and is a predicted model, not a curated record.